Colias croceus (clouded yellow) is the source of this 803-nucleotide messenger RNA. Its product is annotated as regulation of enolase protein 1-like. The coding region runs from base 172 to 780 and encodes 202 amino acids. The transcript has 3 exons. The record is from RefSeq and is a predicted model, not a curated record. Lineage: Eukaryota; Metazoa; Arthropoda; Insecta; Lepidoptera; Pieridae.
UCAUAGAAAUCCACGUUAUCUCCAGUGCAUAUCAUCUUUCGAACUUAUCUGAUACAAAAAUAAUAUUAUAGUUAUGCUUACAUAAACACACUUCAGUAUACAUCUGUAAAACAUCUACAAAAUCAUUACUAUUGACAGUAAGGCACGGAUUACCCUUGUUUAUAUUUUAAAAUGGAAUCGAAAGAUUACAAAUCAAUAACACUAGACCAUUUUCGUUGGCUAAACGAGCCAACAAAUUGGAAUUUAUGUGAUAGUGUUCUGAAAGUAACUACGGACGAUAAAACAGAUUUUUGGCAAGGCACUUGGUACAAUUUCCACUUUAAUACCGGCCAUUUAUUUGGGAUUGAUAUUAAAGAUGAUUUCACUUUUGAGGCUUGCAUAGAAGCAGAUUUUGCGUCGCUAUAUGACCAAGCUGGUCUUAUGUUGUAUAUCAAUGAAAAGCAGUGGAUUAAAACAGGAAUAGAAUACACUGAUGGGCAAGCAAUGAUUGGCAGUGUGCUAACUAAUGGUGUAUCUGACUGGGCUACCGGUAUUUUCAAUGGCAAUCCUAAGAAAUUUUGGCUGAAGUUGAGUAGUGUUGGAAAUAUAGUUUGCAUUAAAUAUUCUAUCGAUAAAGUGAAGUGGGCGCUUCUAAGAUUGUGUCCUUUUAUAAAAAAGGAAGAAGAUUUAUGUUUUGUGGGGUUUAUGUGCUGUACUCCACAGCGAUCGGGUCUGAAUGUUAAGUUUAGUGAAUAUAAAAUAACUGUACCAAUUGAUGAUGUUUUACAUGGUGAUAACUAGAAAAUUUUUUUAGAUCAAUAUAA